This is a messenger RNA of Lachancea meyersii CBS 8951, 2388 nucleotides long. NCBI's taxonomy places the organism in Eukaryota, Fungi, Ascomycota, Saccharomycetes, Saccharomycetales, Saccharomycetaceae. The record is from the annotation of a GenBank genome assembly.
AUGAGUUUGAAUAUUUUGGUAUUGGGUAACGGCGGCAGAGAGCACGCCCUGGUGUGGAAAUUGGCGCAGUCGCCAUCUGUGGGUCAAAUAUAUGUGGCCCCAGGUAACGGUGGUACUGCCAAGAUCGGUGGGAAUGUCGUGAAUGUGGGUAAUUUGAGUCCCGUGCCAGAACACUUCGACGCUUUGCAGAAGUUCGCUGUCGAACAUAAGGUUGGCUUGGUGGUGCCAGGCCCUGAGCAGCCGCUAGUAGACGGAAUUUCCGAUGUUUUCGCCAAAGUGGGUAUCUCCGUCUUUGGGCCAUCCGCUAAGGCUGCUCUUUUCGAAGGCUCUAAGACUUUUUCCAAGGACUUCAUGGCCAAGCACCAAAUUCCUACCGCGCGUUACGCCAACUUCAGUGACUACGAAGCUGCCAAGGCUCAUUUGGGUAAAAUCGACUACAGAGUCGUUCUAAAGGCCGACGGUAUUGCUGCGGGUAAGGGUGUGUUGAUCCCCACAACCUUGGAGGAAGCUCAAGACGCGCUCAAGGCAAUGAUGGUCGAAAGACAGUUCGGCGCUGCCGGUGAUUCCGUCGUCAUUGAAGAGUUUUUGGAAGGUGACGAAAUCUCCAUCUUAACCAUUUCCGAUGGCUACUCCUUUUUCAGCCUUCCACCUGCUCAGGACCACAAGAGAGUUGGUGAAAAUGACACCGGCUUGAACACAGGUGGCAUGGGCGCUUACGCCCCAGCGCCUGCUGCUACCCCUGCUCUUUUGAAGCAAAUGGAGGAAGAGGCUAUCAGGCCCACCAUCGAUGGUAUGAGAAAGGAUGGUCGUCCAUUCGUUGGUGUGCUUUUUACCGGCUUUAUUUUGACCAAAACCGGACCCAAGGUGCUAGAGUACAAUGUCAGAUUUGGCGAUCCUGAAACCCAAACUGUCUUGCCCUUGUUGUCGGAGGAAACCGACUUGGCUGAGGUCUUCGUGGCCGCUGCUGAGCACAGACUAGACUCCGUGAACAUCAAAGUAAAGGAAAACUGCUUCUCUACUACCGUUGUCCUUGCUGCUGGCGGCUAUCCUGAGGCCUAUGCCAAGGGCGACUCAAUUGCAAUCGACAGAAGUACGCUACCUCAAGAUGCCUACAUUUUCCACGCGGGUACCAAAGAAGAAAAUGGAACAGUUGUGACGGCUGGUGGUAGAGUUAUUGCAGCCUCUGCUGUCGCAUCGACCCUAAAAGAGGCCGUUGCAAAGGCCUACCAGGGUGUCGAAUGUAUCCAAUUCAAAAACAGGUACUUUAGAAAGGACAUUGCUCAUCGUGCCUUUAAGCUAGCUGAGCAAGUAGAAAAGGGGGUUCAAUCCAUCACUUAUGCCGAGGCUGGUGUGUCAGUUGACAACGGUAACCUCUUGGUUCAAAAGAUCAAGGAAAAGGUCAGAUCUACAAAGAGAGCAGGUACUGAUUCCGAUAUCGGUGGUUUUGGUGGUCUUUUCGACUUGAAAGCUGCGGGUUACAAUACUGAUGAAACUCUACUGGUAGCGGCAACCGAUGGUGUUGGUACUAAGCUAAUGAUUGCUCAAGAGACCGACAUUCAUGACACUGUCGGAAUUGACCUGGUGGCCAUGAACGUCAAUGACUUGGUCGUGCAAGGCGCUGAACCAUUGAUUUUCCUCGACUAUUUCGCCACUGGUGCCUUGGACAUUAAGGUUGCCUCAGACUUCGUCUCCGGUGUUGCUGAUGGCUGUAUCGCAGCUGGCUGCGCUUUGGUAGGCGGUGAGACAUCCGAAAUGCCAGGCAUGUACCCUGUCGGCCACUAUGAUACUAACGGUACCGCUGUGGGUGCCGUAAACAAACGUGAAAUUUUGCCUAAAAUUGAAAGCAUGGCUGCAGGUAACGUCUUGCUGGGUCUUGGUUCCGACGGUCUGCAUUCCAAUGGGUUUUCUUUGGUAAGAAAGAUUAUCGAAACCGUGGGGUUGCAAUGGAGCGACGAAUGUCCUUGGGAUUCGUCAAAGACUGUUGGUGAGGCCACACUGGUUCCAACCAGAAUUUACGUCAAACAACUUCUUCCUUCUAUAAAGGAGAACCUGUUGCUGGGUCUAGCUCACAUCACUGGUGGUGGCUUGAUCGAAAACAUUCCUCGUGCUCUGCCAGGCAACUUACAAGCCCAGGUUGAUAUGAACAACUGGGAAAUACCUGAAGUCUUCAAGUGGUUCGGUACGGCCGGUAACGUUCCUGUGGAUGACAUCUUGAAAACUCUCAACAUGGGUAUUGGAAUGGUUUUGAUUGUAGAGAAACAAAACGUUUCCAGAGUUAAGGAACUGCUAUCACAAGCUAACGAGAAGGUCUAUGAGAUAGGUACCUUGGUUGAGAAACCUGCCGGCGCGCCAGGCUGUGUUGUACAAAACGCAACCAACCUUUACUAG